UCAAAAAAUUGCCAUAAUGAGUUCAAUAUUUGGACAGCUUGUCAUUGGUCCACCAGGAAGUGGGAAAACGAGCUACUGUGAUGCCAUGUCAAAAUUUUUGGAGAAACUUGGAAGAAAAGUAGCCAUUAUAAAUAUAGAUCCAGCAAAUGAAAAUAUGAAGUACGUUCCCAAGGUGGAUAUUUCUGAGCUGAUCAGACACGACGAAGUCAUGACAACUCUUGGACUGGGACCAAAUGGGGCUUUAAUUUAUUGCAUGGAAUUCUUAGAAACCAAUGUCAAUUGGCUGAUUGGAAAACUUCUCAAUCUCAAAGAUCAUUACAUUAUCAUCGACUGCCCGGGACAGGUAGAGCUGUUCACUCAUCAUAAAUCAAUAAGUUGUGUAGCAGAAAAAUUGGAACAAAAUUUAGUGAGAUUGUGCGCUGUGCAGUUGAUAGAUUCACACCAUUGUAGCGACCCAGGAAAAUACUUAUCAUCAUUGAUGCUGUGCACCAGUACAAUGUUGCAUUUGGCGUUACCGCAUGUGAAUGUUCUGACAAAAAUAGAUGAGAUGAAGAAAUUUAGCGAUCGUCUGGACUUCAAUUUUGAAUUUUAUACCGAAGUCUUGGAUCUGCAAUAUCUUUUGGAAAAACUCAACGAAAACCCGUUCACAGCAAAGUAUAAGAAGUUAAACACCGCAUUAGUUUCGUUGAUAGAGGAUUACAGUUUGGUGAGUUUCAUACCAUUAGAUAUCUCCAAUCAGUCUCUACUCUUGCAAGUUAAGAAUUCAGUGGACAAGGCCAAUGGAUAUAUUUUUGGUGGUAACGAACCACGAGACAUUCAAACUUUACUCGCCUGUGCCGUUGGUGCUGUUAGUGAGACAGAAAAAAUGUCUACGAUUCACGAUUAUCUGUAAUAUUUUAUCUGUUCAGUACAAUACAAACCAAAAUCUAACGAUUGAACGUGAGUCAUCGUUCGCGAGA
Molecule: messenger RNA, 959 nt
Organism: Athalia rosae (coleseed sawfly)
Lineage: Eukaryota; Metazoa; Arthropoda; Insecta; Hymenoptera; Athaliidae
Product: GPN-loop GTPase 2
Exons: 5
Coding region: 17-892 (291 amino acids)
Cellular component (GO): cytoplasm
Molecular function (GO): GTPase activity
Source: RefSeq, a predicted model, not a curated record